AUGACGGUAAAACGCAUUGAUGGUUGGCGUUUCUACGUUAGGGGUGGGCAACGUGGCUGCUUGGUUGACUUAGAAGCAAAAUCUUGUUCAUGCGGGGUGUUUAAUGUUGAGAAAAUACCAUGUUCACAUGCAAUUAAGGCUGCCAAGUCAAGCGGAUGGCAUAUGUUUACCGUAGUCAAAGCUUACUAUAGAAAAGAUUAUGUCUAUGUGUCGUACGCGGCUAACAUCAUGCCCAAUGUCGAGCACGAUCCAAUUGAGCCAGAUAUCCGAUGUAUACCUCCCAUACCAAAGCGGAAGCCUGGUAGGCAAAAGAAGUCUCGUUGGCUAACAUGGCUAGAACUGUCACGUAAAAAGGGGAGCAAGCCGAGGAAGUCUCAUAAGCAAUAUGCUUGUUCAAAAUGCAGACAGCCUGGACAUACUCGACCUCAUUGUGUUGCUGAAGACGGCGAGUAG
Camelina sativa (false flax) is the source of this 453-nucleotide messenger RNA. The record is from RefSeq and is a predicted model, not a curated record. Lineage: Eukaryota; Viridiplantae; Streptophyta; Magnoliopsida; Brassicales; Brassicaceae.